Molecule: messenger RNA, 1479 nt
Organism: Cariama cristata (Red-legged seriema)
Lineage: Eukaryota; Metazoa; Chordata; Aves; Cariamiformes; Cariamidae
Gene: DCT
Product: dopachrome tautomerase
Exons: 9
Coding region: 1-1479 (492 amino acids)
Biological process (GO): melanin biosynthetic process from tyrosine; developmental pigmentation; positive regulation of neuroblast proliferation
Cellular component (GO): melanosome
Molecular function (GO): oxidoreductase activity; dopachrome isomerase activity
Source: RefSeq, a predicted model, not a curated record
AUGGGUGCCCUGAGGUGGCUUUUCUGGGCUGGGCUGGGCUACCUGAGCUACUGCUGUCCCCCCCGGGCACAGGCACAGUUUCCCCGUGCCUGCAUGACGGUGGAUGCCCUUCGCUCGAAGCGCUGCUGCCCGGCUUUGGGGACAGAGCCAGGCAACAUCUGUGGGUCCCUGCAGGGCAGGGGACUGUGUCAGGAGGUGCAGGUGGACACUCGGCCCUGGAGCGGGCCCUACACCCUUCGAAAUGUGGAUGACCGGGAACGGUGGCCUCUCAAGUUCUUCAACCAGAGCUGUCGGUGCACAGGAAUCUUUGCUGGCUAUAACUGUGGUGACUGCAAAUUUGGCUGGACCGGCCCCGAAUGCAACGUGAGGAAGCCAGCAGUUGUCAGGAAGGAUGUCCACUCCCUGACAGCAGAGGAGAGAGAGCAGUUCUUCGAUGCUCUAGACCGUGCAAAGACAACCAUUCACCCAGACUAUGUAAUUGCAACUCAGCACUGGCUAAGUCUGCUUGGUCCCACCGGAGAGGAACCGCAAAUUGCCAACUGUAGUAUUUAUAACUACUUUGUUUGGCUUCAUUACUACUCGGUCAGAGACACGCUAUUAGGACCUGGCCGCCCCUUCACCGGUAUCGAUUUCUCCCAUCAAGGACCUGCCUUUGUUACUUGGCAUAGGUACCAUUUGCUGUUGCUGGAGAGAGACCUGCAGCGAUUGAUGGGCAAUGACUCCUUCGCGCUGCCCUACUGGAACUUCGCCACGGGUAGAAACGAGUGCGAUGUCUGCACGGACCAGCUCUUUGGAGCAUCACAGCUGGACGACCCCGGGCUGAUCAGCCUGAGCUCCAGGUUUUCCCGGUGGCAGAUAGUUUGUAACAGUAGUGACAGCUCCAGCCGCCUGGUCACCCUGUGCAACGUGAGUGAUGAAGGGCCGCUGCGGCGGAGGCUGCCCGGGGGCUCCAGCGAGCAGCUUCCCACCACAGAGGAUGUCAGGAGGUGCCUUUCCCUGCCAGAGUUCGACAGCCCCCCUUUUUUCCGCAAUUCCAGUUUCAGUUUCAGCGUGAGUGGCAGUGGCUGUGGCUCAAAGGCACCUGUCACACCAGAGGUUCUUCACUCCUUUACUGAUGCCAUCUUUGACGAGUGGAUGAAGCGGUUCAACCCCCCUCACAAUGCCUGGCCUGAGGAGCUGGCUCCCAUCGGUCACAACAGACGGUAUAACAUGGUCCCUUUUUUCCCUCCUGUGACCAAUGAUGAACUCUUCCAAACCGUGGAGCAGCUUGGCUACACCUACGCCAUUGACCUGCCAGGUUCCCUUGAAGAAACCCGAGUGUGGGCUGUCGUGGUUGGAUCCACAAUUGGAGGAGCACUUAUAGCUCUGGUCAUGCUCGUUCUGCUGCUUGUACUUUUCCAGCACCGAAGGCAGAGAAGAGGUUUUGAACCACUGAUGAAUGUGAGCUUCAGCCCCAAAAAGUACAUGGAAGAGGCCUAG